This is a messenger RNA of Oikopleura dioica, 1677 nucleotides long. NCBI's taxonomy places the organism in Eukaryota, Metazoa, Chordata, Appendicularia, Copelata, Oikopleuridae. The record is from the annotation of a GenBank genome assembly.
AUGCAAGAUUUUUACUUUGGCUCUGGCUCUCGCUACAGAUGCAUCAGGGAGUUUAGAAAGACGAGCGAUCCAACUCUUUACUGGAUCGUCGAGGAUGAUCAAUUCGCUUAUGAGCAAAAAAUCCUGAAAGCAAUCCCUCUUUUGAGCGAUGAAGCUCAUGAGGAGGCUGAGGAGGAAAUUAAGCGCCUGAGCAACAUGAAGAACGAUUUCUUCGCCAAGCUCCUCGAUGAUGUCAGGUUCACUGGUCCCAAUAACGUCGAAUACAGAGGACUCAUUCUCGAGUAUCUUACGGGAGGAGAUCUCGGUGAAUUCUUGGCGAAUCUGCAGAAAAAUGCUGUUGCUCCAGCAAUAAUUCCAGUGAAGGAAGAUGAUGCUGAGGAAAAGAAGGAAGACGAGAAAGAAGAUAAAGAAGAGAAAGAUGAAAAAGAGGAAGAAGACGAUGGGGGAAAAGAAGGAGAGGACGACGGAGAAAAAGAUGAUGAAGGGAAAGAUGACGAUGCUCAAGAAGAUGCUGCAGAAGAAGGUGAAGAAGCGGCUGCUGAGGAAGGAGAAGAGCCCGGCGAGGAGGAGGAGGAGGAUGAAGAACCAACUGGUCUAAAACUCAUAGCAAAUUGGUCGGAAGAUGACGCGUUAAGACUUGCUAGUCAGAUUGUCUUUGCAAUGGAUUAUUUGCAUGGCAAGAAAGAAAAAGUUCACAAAGAGCUCAACCCUGAAAACAUCUUGAUCUCCGCUGAUGGAAAGAAGAUCAAAAUUCUUGACCUUCAAAUUGCUGGCGGAAAUGGUGGAACUACCGACUAUUUUUACCCACCCGAGACGUUGAAAUCUCUUGAUACCGAUGAUGUGACCUUCAAGCGAGAUACUUGGUCUAUGGGCGUGAUUUUCCAUAUGCUCUGUACUUUCGUCAACCCCUUUGUCGGCGCUCAUAAAAUGGAGACUUUCAACAACAUCAUGCAAGUCGAGAGAGAAGAGGUUCCAGAAGAAGCGAUGGAGGAGCUCAUCAAAUGCUGUUUGGUCGACGAGCUCGAUGAUCGGGUUGAUAGCGCUUCUGCUUUGAUCGACCACGAGUCGAUUAAGAGUCUUGUUAGCCAGCUGAAGAGCGGAGUUGAACCGGCCGAAUUGCAGUUUUCUCUUGAUGAGAUGGAAACCCUUGAAGUUGUUAACAACACUCUUGCAGAACAAAACGCGGAUUUGAAACGACAACUCAAAGCUCGCGAUCAUGGGACUCCCACUUAUGGAUAUGGCAGCUUCUAUGACUUUGAUGGCGAAAGAGUCAGAUGGGACGAUGGCUUUUCUUCAGGAUACGUGUCGAAUGUUCUGAGCGCGAUUAACAGUGGCAUGGAAAGUGCCAAUUUCAAAUUUACGAGGCAUCAAGAAUAUGGAGAAAGCUACGGCGACUACUAUCUGAAUAUGAACUGCUUUGACAGCGAGAAAAAAGAAGAGUGGAAGCUCUGGCUAACCAAAAACGGUAAUCCAGUACCUUGCCGAGCGAACGCUGACUGCAUGAGACGAGAUGGCAAGAUUCUCUACUCCUUCAAAAACAUUGAGCCCGACGAAGACGGCAUGCUGAAAUGCGCCGAAGACGAGAAGGACCAAAAACGACGCAUGAAAGAAAACCCUGGCGAUACAAAUGCUGAAUUUUUCAUCAGAUGGAAUAUCACCAUUCUUCCUCAAGAAUAA